UGUGGGAGAUUAAAAUUGACAACUCGUUUGUGUUUAUAGUUUUAUAGUAAAAAAAGUACGUUAAUACUGCUCAUUAUAAAUAAACCCCUAAAAACGAAGAUACGACAAUAUUUAAAAUUUCAUCUAUUUUUAUGCGCCAUAUUCUUAACAAUUCAAUUCAAUAAGCUAUAGGCUGGUAAUUUCAUUAAACUUCAAAAAGUACACGAUUAACGUGUCGUUUUAGGUUCAUAGUUGUGGGUAUUUGUAUAUUCUUUACAACUUUCGAAUGCAAAUCAUUUCAACUAAGGUGAUGACCUCUGAAAAAACACGUUAGUUUUAGUCCAUACAAUAUUACAAGGACUAAUUUAUGCGUUUACUAUUUUACACGACGUCCUAACAUUUAACGUUAUAAUGAAGAUAGUACAUAUUACCAACAAGCGAUCAUAGACGCUUUUUUUUUAAAUAAGAUUUUAUACGUUUAAUUAAACCCUCAUCUCUAAAUUUUUGUAUACUAUGUCAUAACUAAUGUUUCUAAACAGUAAUGCAAAGUGCAAAGGGAUACCUACAACCACAAGUAAAAUUAGGGAUACAACUUAAAGUUAACUCUCAAAAGAAUAAUCAAAGUAAAAAAAGCGUAUAAUAUAUAUUAUUCAAAUCUACUGUCUCCAAAAAAAUAUUAUGAAGUAUGUAUUGUGUUCUCAGUUUUCGUCGACAUUCCUUGAAUAACUUGUUAUUGUUAUUAAACAAAAAUAUUUAAAAGUAAUUGACAUUUGACUAUGUAUAUAUAAUAUAAUUUCACAUGUAAUAAAUGCCUAAAGUCUCCCUCGUAUUAGGUUCAUUUAAUUUAAAAGCUGAUUGGAAAAUGACUUCAUUUGACCCAGGUAGUGGCAAUGCUCCUCAACAUAGUUCCGCAUAUAGUGGAACCGGUGGACGUGUUAGCUUGCCUCGUCUCUGGUCCCACACUAAUGCUUUCGGCCCUUAUUAUGGUUCUAUACAUUGUUGAUCAAGUACAAUACGAAGCAGAAUUGUAUUAUGCCAUCAUUGAAAUUACAUUGACAGCUUUGGCUCUCAUUAACUUGUUUAUUGUUGGGAAAUUGAGAGGAGCUAUUUAUGGAUUGUUCUAUAUUGAUUUAAUAAUCGCUUUCGGUAUGGACAUAUAUUACAUGCACAAAGAAAGGGGCUGGACUUUUUGAAAACACACUUGUGCAAUUGAUUUAAAAUCAUUGUGUGAUUAUAACAGGAAAACUCAUAUAGUGACUGUUUAGAGUAUGUAAUGAAUUUCCUGUUAUAUAUUGUGCAGCAUUGAAUGUUUGCAGUGAUAAUGUGACAAGUGAAAGAUUAAAUAGGAAGUUGAAAUCAACAAUGUUUUAUGUAAUGACAGUUAUGUUUUGUGGCUGUAAAAAACUGCUGAAAAUAACUUUGUGGAAUUUAUUCUGGAUAGUUUCGUUUUUAACAUUGGCAACUAUAUAUUGGAAUUAUAAUGAAAAUUACAGUGAAGUGGUAAAUGCAUCGGAAAACCCGUUGAUUAUUUGGUGGACGGAUGGUUUCCCGGGAUCGGCAGAGACUAAAUAUUGUUCAAAUAAUAUAAAAUGUGAUGUUUUUACAAUAGGAAAUAAAACUAAGUUGCAUAAUGUUGCAGCGUACCUAUUUUAUGGCAGCAGUAUUAACUUUGACAAUCUUCCAUUACCGAGAAGACCAAAAGAUCUAAUUUGGGGAUUAUACCAUGAAGAGUCUCCAAGAAAUACAGAAGAACUUUUAAGUGAGAAUGUACUGCAACUUUUCAAUUUUUCUGCAACAUACAGCAGAUACAGUGAUGUUCAUUUUCCUUUGCAAUAUCUGAAUUCUUUUGAAGAUAUUACUGACACGACUUAUUUUGUGAAAACCAAAGAUAAAGAUGAACUUUUGAAUGAAAUUGCCCCCAUUAUGUAUUUGCAGAGUGACUGUGAAACAUCCACAGAAAGAGAUUUAUAUGUACAAGAAUUGAUGAAGUUUAUAAAGAUUGAUUCUUAUGGGGCUUGUUUAAAUAAUAAACAUUUACCUUCGAAAUUCAAACGAGAUUAUUUAAAUAAUUUAAAUGAGGAGUUGUUUUUAAAAUUCAUUGCCAGAUAUAAAUUUGUGAUCUCAAUAGAAAAUGGGGUUUGCGAGGAUUAUAUUACAGAAAAAUUUUGGAGGGCUAUUAAAGUUGGAAGUGUUCCCAUUUAUUUUGGAUCUCCUUCUAUUCGCGACUGGCUUCCGAAUAACAAGUCUGCUGUGUUGCUGGAAGAUUUUCCGUCUCCGAAAGUAAUGUCCGAACAUUUAUACAAACUUUUAAAGAAUAACUACCUGUAUGAAGAAUAUUUAGAACAUAAAAUAAUGCAAAAAAUUUCUAAUAGGAAGCUUGUUGAAGAAUUCCGUUCGAAUCCAACUCAAAUAGAUACUUUAAAAACGACUAACAAAUUUGAAUGUUUAAUUUGUGAGAAAAUUCAUGAUAAAAUAAAGGGGAAAUCUGCUGUUAAUGUUGUCACCAAAAAGCAUUACAACUGCCCUAAGCCUAUCUCUGCGUUGACUUUGAAGGUAAAUCCAAACAAUAAUUGGGUAUUUUCUCGAGAUUUUGCCAUUGAAAAAGCAAAUAAUAUAUAUAACAAAAUAAUGAAUGAACAUUAAUUUUUAUUAAAUAUUUAUUUUUAUAUCAAAUAUAUAUAUUUUUUAUACAAUGA
Molecule: messenger RNA, 2675 nt
Organism: Bombyx mori (domestic silkworm)
Lineage: Eukaryota; Metazoa; Arthropoda; Insecta; Lepidoptera; Bombycidae
Gene: FucTB
Product: alpha-(1,3)-fucosyltransferase 10
Exons: 2
Coding region: 1342-2622 (426 amino acids)
Cellular component (GO): membrane
Molecular function (GO): alpha-(1->3)-fucosyltransferase activity
Source: RefSeq, a predicted model, not a curated record